AUGAGUACUGAGCUUGCGCAGUGGUUCGCCGCUGCCAGAACUGGGGACGAACAAUACAUACUGACGAGCAUGGGCACCUUUGCGGGAUCUAAGAACGAGAAGGGCGAAACAGCUUUGAUGAUCGCCACCUAUAAUAAUCACGCGCGCAUUGUUUCCAGGCUUUGCCCGUAUGAGGUUAGGCAGUCCGAUAACUCAGGAAAGGCGGCAAUACAUAUUGCAGUUGAGCAAAAUAACUACGACACCUGCACGGCUCUUGGCCCUCACGAGCGCGGAAUCCUCAUCGAAAAUGGGAUGAAUCCAUAUCACCUUGCUGCACGUUUGGGAAAGGCCCGCGCAAUGGAUGCGUUGUCUAUAUUCUUCGGUAUGGAGCGGGAUUUUGAUGGCCUCUCUGUGCUUGAGCAUGCCAUUAUUGGCGAGUCCGAAGAGUGCCUUAGGCACGCACUGAACAAUCGCAAGGUGACGCCCAAGGACAUAGCAAACGCCAAAGCCUAUGCUGAGCAGCACGGUCUGUCUUCAAAAAUGAUAGGGAUCAUUGAUGAAAAGCUUCGUGAGUAUGGGGACUCGAGCACUAGCUCUAUGGUGGGGGUUCAUCUCAGUCAGCGAUACACCCCGUCUGCUCGCUCUCAACCUCAAUCAGACCACACAUCAAUUAACUUUCCAGACGAGGGGUCUCUUCACACAGACGACCAUGUCCAAGAGAUGCGCCAGAUCACUGGGAGCUUCAGAUGCGUGCCUGUCAAUCCACGCUCGGAGGACUGUGCGCGUAUUGAUGAGCUUCUUGCAGCAAAAGAUGAACUUCUUAGGGAGCAUAUGGCUGAGCGUCUUUCUCCGACUACACGUUCUCGCUCCGUAAGUCCUCCUGUGAGUCCACACUUGAGUCGGGUGCCAAACUUCUCCGUUGCAGACACAGAUUCUGCUCCUAACGCUGCUGUCACUGCUGCCGUGCUUCCUACAUCGCCCCUAGGGAUCAACUCCUUCCGUUCACCACCGCCUUCCCAGGACAUCGACGCUGGGGACACGAUCGAUGACAUCAUAGAUGCGCUGGGUCAUGUGUCUCGUCAAACGAAGCUGAACGAGGACAUGGGGGUGCCAAUGCCCAGGCGAGAACCUCCACAGAUAGCACGUACUCCCUUGGAGCCCCUUGAGAAGCUCACCGGAUCGUUCACAGCCACGGCCUUCGCAGACGAAUCAGUCAAGAAGACACCAGAAAUUCCCAAACUGCUUCCAGACAACUAUGAAUACAAAGACUAUCCAAAUAAUUCGGGGACCAUUGACAUGAACAAAAAGUAUAAAGAUAGCCCACGUGACGCAAUAAACAAGGGGCUUGAAAAGCUGACGGCGUCCCAGCGUAUUGUCGAUAAGGGUUUAACCUCUACUACCGCUAUUCUUGCCAGCGAGUAUGAUCCUCGCACUAGCCAGUAUAAGGUCGCCAUAGACCGGGCGAACGAGAUUAUACGAUCAAGCACAGACCCUGUUGGGCCUUAUGCACAUCGGGCACAAUCGCAGUCUAAAAACAAAGCUGUUCGCAAAGCAGUAGCGGUUCUUGAAGACGACGCUCUUCCUACGGUGGAGGAAAUUCAACGUGCAACUAAGACCAACGUUACAGCGUCUGCCAUCGUUCCUCCCCUAGCAACUACCAUUCCUGACGAUGAAGGAAGGAGGCUUACAAGCUCGUUCAUCGGCGGCCAGCCUCUUAUGGGGAAUGCCCCUGACCUAGUGAGCUCCCUCAGGUUUCGGAACAGCACUCUACAGGACCCGGUAGCGCGCACGCAGUGCACUUUACCGGUAGUGGAGGAGACCAUAUCUGUGGAGGAUCUCAUUGCAUCCCAUAAGCAGAACCAUCCUCAGGACAGGAGUACACCUGGAAGAUUCACUAGCCUUAUGAGAGCGGCGAUAGAGAAUGAUAUCGCUGCAGCGAAGAUGCUGGUCAUCUCGUUUGCUCGCGUCCAGGACCCAGAGGGCAAAACAGCCCUGAUGUAUGCCGCUGAGCGAGGACACGAGGAGAUUGCAAAUCUUCUUCUUCCAUUUGAGGGAGGAAUGCAGCUCAAAAAUGGGGGCACUGCUCUUAUGCACGCCCUGGGGAAUGGGCAUCUAAACGUGGCGGCUAUGCUCAUGUCAUGUGACGGGGGAUUAGCCAUGAAUGACGGAUGGACAGCCCUCAUGUCGGCUGCGACGAUAAACGCAGACAACAUAGUCGUCGGUCUGUUAGAAAAGGAGGCUGGAAUGGUGUGUAACUGCAGUCAUAAGGAGGGUGAAGGGUACUGUGCGUGUAUGAUAGCCGCCAAGAAGAACAACCUGGAGUCUCUCCGUCUUCUUGCUCCGCGGGAAGGCCAGAUAACCAACUUUAGAGGGCAGAACGCACUCUCCUUUGCAAAGACGUCGGAGGCAAGGGAGCUGCUCAGCCUUUUUCACUGA
Giardia duodenalis is the source of this 2415-nucleotide messenger RNA. Its product is annotated as Ankyrin repeat protein 1. The record is from RefSeq and is a predicted model, not a curated record. Lineage: Eukaryota; Fornicata; Diplomonadida; Hexamitidae. Bases 1 to 2415 code for a protein of 804 amino acids. The transcript has a single exon. Gene Ontology annotation, molecular function: protein binding.